CCCACGCGUGUACCGACUACCAAUGUGCGUCUUCAUCCGCCGGUACUCCCUCGCACUCUCGCCCGGCCCGUCCAUCCGCGCCGCCGUCCCGGAGAUAGCAGCGGACCCGGUGGAAUGGCCUCGCUUGGCGGGAAAAGCGACGCCGACUUCCGCCUCGGGUCACGUGGACGGGCGGUAUCCAGGGCAACGAAGAAACAACAUGGAGGCGUCGCGGGCCCGGCCGGGGGGUGAGAUGGAGAUGGAGCUGGAACAAGAGCUGGAGCAGGAGCGGGCCAUGAGGGACAUGCUUGAACAAUCUGCUUCUGAACUAAGAAAACUAGUAUCUCAGCUAGAGAAACGAAUCAACACCAUUGAAGAUGAAGGGAAUGAAUGGAAAACCAGAUUUGAAACUCAACAGGAGCUGAAUCUGCAACUGGAGAGGCAGAUCAGAAUAUUGGAAGAGAAGGUCGAGUGUACUCGUGGCAAUCCCGCUGACAGACUAUCUUCUGUACGUUCAUUUCAGGAAAUGUCAAUGGGUGCCCUCAUGCAGUUUAUAAAGCAACUGGAAAAAGAAAGGAAAAGCCUUCAAAACCAGCUUAAAAAUUAUGAGUGGCGUAUAGAACAAGAAGGGAAGGCUUACCAUAAAGCCAAUGAUGAGCGUCGCAUAUACCUUACAGAAAUUGCGCAGACAUCCUUAUCAAUUAAAACAGCAAAGAAACAAAAUGCAAUAGGAUCAAGAGAAAUGAAGGUUCUGACAGGAAAGUGCAACUUGCCAACUGCAAAAAGGAUUUUGGAACUCAAGAAAGGACCAAUUAAAAAGACUGCAGCGAUGAAACAGCAUCCAAAAUUAAAGCAUGACGUUUGAGCAGGGACGUGGAGCAGGCAUGGUGUGCUGAGUGUCAGAGAAAGGCUGUUAUUUACACUACUUGAAUCCAAUUUAGAACAGUAGUUCCAUUGUUGCAGGUCCUAAAUCAGUUGUACUGUAUUUAGGUUUUGUUACCUUGUCAGUAAUUAUUUGUACAUCAGAAUUACUGAGACAGUGUAGUUGAUUUUCACAAUUGUAUCACACUUAGAGUCAUAGAGUCCCACAAUGUGGAAACAGGCUCUUCGACACAACUUGCCCAUGCCGAUCAACAUGUCCCAUCCAUACCAG
This is a messenger RNA of Amblyraja radiata (thorny skate), 1132 nucleotides long. It is a transcript of the gene ccdc169, whose product is annotated as coiled-coil domain containing 169. The record is from RefSeq and is a predicted model, not a curated record. Lineage: Eukaryota; Metazoa; Chordata; Chondrichthyes; Rajiformes; Rajidae. The transcript is spliced from 8 exons. Bases 23 to 844 code for a protein of 273 amino acids.